UAUAAGGUUAUUAAUUUUAACUUUUAUUUUCUUGCAGUUCAAUUCAGAUUUGGAUUUCAUCAAGAAGAUCGUUGAAAUUGUUGAUUUAACAUUAACCAAAAUUUCAUCAAAGGAUAAUAAUAGCCUGGAGACGUCUAAGGGAGAACCAUCAAAUCUAGUUGAUGUAAAUAAGAUGCUCAACUUGUCAAGAACAUUGGACACUCGGGAUCUGGAAAUAUCUUAUCGUCAAGGCUUCAUGGUUGGCUCUGCCUGGAAAGAUGGUAUUAUAUCGUCGAUGCAGAGCAGGAUCUACAAUUGGGGUGUUGAACCGAGGCCUUUAUUCUCCCGUAGGUUUGCUGCUUUCGUCCCAGCACCAACAUGCUACAGCAGGCCGUUGGAGCUUAACGUUCUUCCAGAUUAUAGACCAACAUUCUCAUAUUACAACAUUAUAUAUCAACAUCCCCCUUGGCCUCAUGCAACCCGAUACAGUAACGAACAACGUUUUCAACCUAUCAUGGACCAUGCAGUUGGUUCGAGUGCUACUUUUGCGACGUCAGAAGGCAUAACGAGUUCAAUUUCGUCGGAUUUUGGUAUAGAUCCAACAAGCAUGAACGAUGAUAUCGUUUUGACAUUAGCUUUUGCUGCGGAGGCAGAAGACAGAACGAGUUUUACUUCCUUGGAUUUCGACGAAUGCUCUACCACAACAAGCAUGCACGAUGAGAUAGUCUCGGGAUCUAAUAAUACGGUGACAGAAAACAUGACGAGGUUUAGCUCAUCGGAUUUGGACCAAUACCCUACCAUGGAUCCAACAAUCAUGCACAAUGAUAUAGUUUCGGCAUCUCAAGCUGGGAAGCGAGAAAACAAAAAGAGCUGUAUCUCAAUCUUGUGUAGCUGGUUCAAACGUUGUUUCUCUCUUACACGGGGUGCAAAAGCAGCUGACGAGGUCUAGUAGACUUGAAGCUACUCGUACAGUUGUACUUGUCUUCUAAGCAAAAGUUUCUGUUUUUUCUAGGAAAAGUUGAUGAUUACUGAUAGCCUCUACUGGUGACUGUUUCUACAAGUAUAACACCUUAUUGAGAGUAUAUUUAUAUCUUGUUUAAUGUCAUAGAAAUAUUGAGUAAUCAGAUAGAGAAUCUGUGCUAUAUGUUCUU
This is a messenger RNA of Raphanus sativus (radish), 1130 nucleotides long. RefSeq lists its product as uncharacterized. The transcript is spliced from 4 exons. The record is from RefSeq and is a predicted model, not a curated record. The coding region runs from base 173 to 928 and encodes 251 amino acids. NCBI's taxonomy places the organism in Eukaryota, Viridiplantae, Streptophyta, Magnoliopsida, Brassicales, Brassicaceae.